AUGUCGGAGCAAUCAACCCGCGAAACGAGCUUUAACAGAAGCUUCAACACCGAGUUCAACACCGGCACAAGCGACGCAGCAUUCAGCGAUGACGAAGACACAAUUGAGUCGGAUCUGCGACUUUCUAGAAGGGAAAAAAUGACGGAUGUAGACGACGCGGACCUUGCAAACGGAAUAAAGUCGGUCAUCAAAUUCAAGUGUUACACACUCCAGGACUUUGAAAUGACGACGUUGAACCACUCCGAGUUCCACCACUUGCGAGAGUUUUUCAGCACCCCACGACCGCGCGCCAAAGGAAUCAACCGAGUGCGCAAUCCUCAGACAAUCGCCAAGAGUCGUGAACGAAUUUGCGGGUUUCUCGGCUGGCUGAAGCAAUCGGGACGCGUAAAGCAACCAUCGUUUAAAGACUUUCACGACUUGGACCUUUUCUUGGACAAGUAUGUAGAAGGAUAUCUCGUAGGAAUUCGCGGGCUGUCACACGGCUCCGUCGCAAACGCCAUCACAGCUGCGAUAGAUGUGCACAAAUUUCUAGAGUCGGAAUCGUCUACAAGACUGCCGGGAACAAAAAAGUCGAUGAGCAUCACACGUCUUCAAAGCUACCGAAACAGAAAGCAGACUCUUGCAGAGCGAGAGCGUCAAGCCACUGUAGAUGAGGAUGGAUCGACAAUUUUAUGGGAGCAAUUUCUAGAAGCGAUUCGCUGCCAGAAAAAAGUGGUCGACAGCCUGCUAGUUGACGCACAGGACAGCCGGCUUCCGGCGCAAGUGCAAAAAUACUUGGCGCUCGCUUUCUACGCGGCAAUUCCACCCUCCAGAAGCAAAGAGAUUCGACUUCUUUUGGACCGAAUCCUUACCGAGUCAGAAAGUCGAACCUCGCUACAAAAUCACAUCACCCUUGUUCAGGGGCGCCAUGUGAUUGUUGUAAGCGACUACAAAAACAGUCUUUAUAAUGGGACAAGAGACGCCAUCGAACUCCCUGACGAUUCAAGCAUAAUUUUAAAGUAUCUUACAUACUUUCUCCAGCCGAUAGUUCGUGCGCAAGUUACGUCGGGGAAAAAACACGGCUAUCUUUUCUGCAAAAACAACGGUGACGCAUUCGACAGCGCGGGCGAAUGGUCGGUGUAUCUCGCCAGGAUUGUCGAAAAGCACAUCGGAAUCGCCAACAUUUCCAGUAACGCCUUGCGCCAUUCUUUCACGACGUAUAUGGAGUCUGCAGUGGAAAGUGACCAUGUUCGGCUACGCGAGAGCACCGCGUACGCAAUGCGCCAUAACAUCAGGAUCCAGCAACACACAUACAACAACACCCCGUCUAUAGAACGCAAAAGAAAAGCGGUCGACUUUGCUAGUCGCGUGUUCAAGCGCAUAGUGCUGGAAGAUUCGGCAACAGAAGCGGACUCCGACAACGGCGCACCACCCCUUGGAGCACUUGUAGGAACGAAACUGCUAAAUGGACGACCUGGAUUUGGAAAAGUAGUGCGUAUCGAGAACGCCGACGCCAUCAUAAUGCUAUUAACGCCGCGCCAGACCGAAGGGGCAACUUUGAGCGAAUAUGUCGCUGACAUCGGAAGUCUAUUACGACGCAACAUAGCUAGGGAGAUUCUUUAUCCUAUUGAUGGUGUUUAUACUAGAGAGCAAGGGGUGUAUGAGGUCUUUACGUCUUUAGAAGAUGUGAAAAGGAUGUUGGUACGGUAG
This is a messenger RNA of Fimicolochytrium jonesii, 1689 nucleotides long. RefSeq lists its product as uncharacterized. Gene Ontology annotation, molecular function: DNA binding. The transcript is spliced from 6 exons. Bases 1 to 1689 code for a protein of 562 amino acids. NCBI's taxonomy places the organism in Eukaryota, Fungi, Chytridiomycota, Chytridiomycetes, Spizellomycetales, Powellomycetaceae. The record is from RefSeq and is a predicted model, not a curated record.